Messenger RNA from Symbiodinium sp. CCMP2456, 1398 nucleotides. Lineage: Eukaryota; Dinophyceae; Suessiales; Symbiodiniaceae. The record is from the annotation of a GenBank genome assembly.
AUGGCGCUCGCUCUGGGUGUGCCGCAGGUCUACACCCCGCCUGUUGGCGACCAGCUGCAGAUGGCAAUGGACCCGACUGCACCACGCGUGAAGGUCCUGGCUCCGGGCUGCGAGCUGCGGCUCAUCGUGGAUGACGACAAGCACGCCAGGGUGAAGCUGCUGCCUGAGCAGGUGCCCAACCCACGGCCUGGUCAGCCGGCCGAGACGAGCGCAGAGAUUUUUGGGGCGGAAUUGGUGCCUGGACAGGACUAUCCUUUGUUGGGCGGAUCCCGCACAGCCAUUUACACAUGGCAUGGCUGCAAAGUGCAGGUUUCUGGCCCCACUGUACAGGAGUACGACGCUCCAAAUGUGGUGAUGCGCGACUACUUGUGCUGUGCAGCAGUGCUCGAGCAGCGCCGCAUGCGAGCCGACGAUCUCGGGCUUCCUGCCCCUAGAGUUUUAGUGUGUGGCAGUGCUUUCUCCGGGAAAAGCUCCCUCUGUCAGAUUCUCUGCAACUAUGCAUUGAGACGGGAGCACACUCCGGUCUUUGUCGAGCUAGACACCCGCUACUCCAGCAUUCGCCAGUUGCAGAGCGUCCCGGCUUGCGUCACAGCCAUGACGGUGGAGCACGCUUCUGAUGAGGAGCCCAUGAAUCGCAUCGCCUACUUCUAUGGUCAUCUGGAGUGGAGUGCGAACCCGGAGUGGUAUCAGCGGGUGGUGUCUCAUCUGAGCCGUGUGGUUUCGGCGAAGCUGUCGCAUGCCAGCUCCAGAGAGGGUGCUCGCACGAGCUCCUCGGGGUUAGUCGUCAAUGCGCCUUUCCAACCCACUCCGGAACUUUUACACAAGAUCAUCGAGAUGUUUGAGAUCGAUGUCGUCCUGGUCCUGGACAGCGAAGCCCUUCACGCUGCCCUUUGCAGGAUGUUUGCGGGCUGUCCAAAGAUCAAUGGCGUGCCCAAGGUUGAGGUGGUUCUGCUUCCAAAGGCUGGAGGGGUGGUGCAAGCCGCUUCGAAGCGGAUCCGCUUCAUGCGGGCUCUGAGAGUCCGAGACUACUUCCACGGCGUGAUGAGGGACUUUAGCCCCUUCUCUGUCCUGGUUGACCUCGGUGAUGUACAGCUCGUGCAGAUCGAGACGGCGACACUUUCUGCCUCCAUGCUUCCACUCGGCAAGGAGUCGCAGAAGUCUGUGGACUUCAUUGUCCGACCCUUCAGUGGGCAACCAUCAGACCUGGAGCAUGCGCUGCUGGCAGUGGUUCGCGCGAACAGCAUGAACGAGGUGCUCUUCGCGCCCAUGUGCGGCCUUGUUCUGGUGACGAAGGUCGAAGAUGCAGCGCUGCAGCUACUCUGUCCGGCCCCACCCCCUCUACCUGCGCAGUACCUCGUGGUCGGGGAUGUCAAGAAAUUGAGGUUCCUCGACAUCUGA